GACAGCACACACUCGUUCGUGAUAUCAGUGAGCAGAAGAGUCGUCGCCGUCGCCGUCGCAGACGAAAAGCCAGAAGCAAAGGAAGCAUGAAUCCGGCGUUCGCAUACACGGUGGUGUACGUCAAGGACGUAGCCAAGUCGGUGGCUUUCUACGCCAGAGCCUUCGGCUACAACGUCCGCCGCAUCGACGAGUCUCACCGGUGGGGGGAGCUAGAGAGCGGGCAGACCACGAUCGCGUUCACGCCGCUGCACCAGCACGAGACCGAUGACCUGACCGGGGCGGUCCGCACUCCCGAGUCCGGCCGAGGUCGGGUCCCGGUCGAGGUUUGCUUCGCGUACAGAGACGUCGAUGCCGCGUACAAGAGGGCGGUGGAGAGCGGCGCGGUGCCGGUGAGCGAGCCGGAGGAGAAGGAAUGGGGGCAGAAAGUCGGGUACGUCCGCGACCUCGAUGGGAUCGUCAUCAGGAUGGGGAGCUACGUUCAAGCACCAAAACAAGACUGAACUGCUUCCAAUGGCAUCCGCUCCAUCGCGCUUGUCAUCUCCUUUUCUACGUGUUUUUGUAUGUUCCUACAUUCGAGUUUCUGGAGAAAAAUAAAGAUGCCAAAGGCUGAUUUUUCAUAGUUAGUCGUUCAUGUCACGGAUAAGGGGGCACGGGAUGCGCGUAGAUGUAGCUGCGCUAUUGGCCUCCAGUGAGUGAUUAACGAGUAUGGGCCUCGUUAGGUCGUUUGGUCAAAUUUGAUCGUACUAUGAAGGUGUUUACGAUGUG
Syzygium oleosum is the source of this 765-nucleotide messenger RNA. RefSeq lists its product as uncharacterized. The record is from RefSeq and is a predicted model, not a curated record. The transcript is spliced from 3 exons. Bases 87 to 500 code for a protein of 137 amino acids. Lineage: Eukaryota; Viridiplantae; Streptophyta; Magnoliopsida; Myrtales; Myrtaceae.